Pseudogymnoascus destructans is the source of this 894-nucleotide messenger RNA. RefSeq lists its product as uncharacterized. The transcript has 4 exons. The record is from RefSeq and is a predicted model, not a curated record. NCBI's taxonomy places the organism in Eukaryota, Fungi, Ascomycota, Leotiomycetes, Thelebolales, Thelebolaceae. Gene Ontology annotation, biological process: fatty acid metabolic process. Gene Ontology annotation, molecular function: NAD+ binding; oxidoreductase activity, acting on the CH-OH group of donors, NAD or NADP as acceptor. Bases 1 to 894 code for a protein of 297 amino acids.
AUGGCCACAGCACUUCUCAGACGGCAAUUGCUGCAAUCCAGCAGCCAUGCAAGGACUUUCAGCUCGAGUCCUAUCGUUGCUGCCGGCUCCGUUAAGAAGCUCGGUGUAAUUGGGGCCGGACAGAUGGGUCUGGGAAUAGCCCUUGUUGCUGCCCGAAACGCUGGUGUCCCAGUGACUCUCCUUGAUACUUCCCAGGCUUCAAUUGACAAAGGCCUCAAGUUCGCUGGCAUCCGUCUCACCUCGACUACCAACAUGGACGACCUCUCAUCGGUCGACUUCGUCAUCGAAGCCGUGCCCGAGAUCCCAUCCCUAAAGUUCGACAUCUUCUCUCGCCUUGGCCAAAUCGCCCCGGCGCACGCGAUCCUGGCCACCAACACCUCAUCCAUCUCUAUCACGCGCAUCGCAGCGGCCACGACCCAGGACCCAACCAACACCUCGGUGUCAUCGCGCGUUGUCGCAACGCACUUUAUGAACCCCGUCCCCAUCCAGAAGGGUGUCGAAAUCAUCUCUGGACUCCAGACCAGCCAGGAGACUCUGGAUACCGCAGUUGAAUUCUGCAAGGCAAUGGGAAAGAUCCCAUCUGUGUCGGCUGACAGGCCUGGUUUCCUCGCAAACCGCAUCCUGAUGCCAUAUAUCAACGAAGCUAUCAUCUGCCUCGAAACCGGCGUCGGCCAGCGUGACGAUAUUGAUGCCAUUAUGAAGAACGGCACCGGUGUUCCCAUGGGUCCGCUUCAGCUUGCGGACUUCAUUGGCAUUGACACCUGUCUCGCAAUUAUGAAGGUGCUGUAUGAGGAUACUGGAGACUCGAAAUACAGGCCUAGCGUUCUGCUGAAGGGCAUGGUGGAUGCUGGGUGGCUCGGAAAGAAGAGCGGGAAGGGCUUCUACGACUAUUAA